CGGAGAAGACAACAUCGCCGCUCUUCUAGAAGAUGAGCUUUCUGAUUUUGAAGAGACCGAUGAUGAGAUCGAUUCGUUAUCUGAUCAUGACCAUGAUAAGGAAAAGGAGGAUCAAGGAGAAUCUGCAACGGAGCAAGAGAGUGAAUCCGAAAUUCAAGAAAAUACUGAUGCUGACAUGAAUCCAAUUUCCUUAACGGCAAUCCUAAAUAGUGGUAUUGACGCAACCAACAUUUACAUCCUACCACCUCAUCGUCGGUGUGCAUGCCACACAUUAAACCUGAUUUGCAAGUGUGACAUCUAUAAGGAUCUAGAACCGGCUCUCAAGAACCUAAUGGAGGCAACCGAUAAGAAACUGACUGCUAUCUGGAAUAAGCAAAAUCGAAGCUCUAAGGCUUCUGACACGAUCAUAGAGAGCCUUGGGAUGCUCUUUAUCAUUCAUAAUGAAACUCGUUGGAAUUCUUAUUUCAAUGCCAUGCAACGAGCCAAAUACUUCGUCACAAAGAAAAGGACCGAACUUAAAGCACUUUUUGAACAAUUCGGGAUUGCGUAUUUCCGCCCAGCCGAAGAGGAAUUCAUUCGUGAAUACGUCAAAGUGAUGGAGCCUAUAUCAGAAGCAUUGAAUGUUCUUCAAGCAGACGUCAACAUCUCUAUCGGUUAUUUACUUCCUACGCUUACCAUCCUUCUCAAUAAGAUGGAAAACCUGAAGGAGAAAGGCGGCAUCAAGCACUGCAAACCUCUCCUAAACACAAUGAUCGAAUCAGUAAAGCGAAGAUUUGCUGAAAGUUUGGCUGACGCAGAGUUGUACAUCGCCGCCAUGGUACAUCCUCUCUUCAAGGCAAAAUGGAUGCCGGAAGGCGAGGAGCGUGAUGCUAAAGUCCAAGGUAUUGUAGACGUCUUUCGAUCCUUCAAGAACGACCAAGUUGACUUGGAAAAUAGGAAGCAGUCUUAUUCAGCGGCCGAUGGUAUUCAAAGCGAGGAUUCGGACUACAGCCCGCAGAGAAAGAAGACCAAGAAAGAUUUCUUCAAAUCAAUUUUGACAAACACAGUACCAGCGGAAUCCAACGAGGUUGAUUUGUUCCUUGCCGACCAGUCUACAAAGAUAAGCAGCCUGAACAAAUACCCAACCAUUAAGGCCAUAUUUAUCAAGUACAAUGCUGCAUUUCCUUCCUCGGCCUCUGUCGAGCGCUUAUUCAGCGUUGCAGGAAGGAUUUUUACCCCACUAAGGGGUCGUUUGUCAGACAAAAACUUUGAACGCAUGUUAUUAUUAAAAGUAAACAAGUUCAUUGAUUCAUAAACUAAUUCUUUCAAUCUGAAAUACAAGACAAUAAG
Molecule: messenger RNA, 1329 nt
Organism: Daphnia magna
Lineage: Eukaryota; Metazoa; Arthropoda; Branchiopoda; Diplostraca; Daphniidae
Exons: 2
Coding region: 176-1294 (372 amino acids)
Source: RefSeq, a predicted model, not a curated record